This is a messenger RNA of Guyanagaster necrorhizus, 877 nucleotides long. RefSeq lists its product as uncharacterized. Lineage: Eukaryota; Fungi; Basidiomycota; Agaricomycetes; Agaricales; Physalacriaceae. The record is from RefSeq and is a predicted model, not a curated record. The coding region runs from base 72 to 581 and encodes 169 amino acids. The transcript has a single exon.
GAGUAGUACCAGUAAAACGAGGGCAGGUCACGUUGCAAUGGCCUCUAGUCAGGUUUAGCCUCUCCGAUAAGAUGUCCAAAUUCUGGGUGGUUAUGUUCAAUAUUAUAUUCGAUCCCGUCCGAAACCGGCCUCAGCUUAAACGUUUCAACGGAGACUACUAUGUGGAAAUGAAGGAUGAAGAACGUACACUAACUGCGUCGUCUCAUAGCACGUUGCGCAAGAUGAACAUUCGAGUCAAGGUGGACCAUCCUUUCAUACCGUGGGUAGUGAAGGUUCGGCGAAAGGAAGGCAUUCGGUGCAUUGAUGUAUUCGAGGCUGUUUAUAGCUGCUUCAAUACGACCUUGACGGCCGAUGAAGCACUCCGUUACCAACAUUACCUGAAGACAGAGUGGUGCGUUGCGGCCUUCAGAUUCCGCUGUGCGAAAAGUCCCGGAAUCACGUACGUCAAUGAGAAACAAGGCAGGCGGCGAGUUGACCUCUUAGGCGAGCGGACCUUUUUCGGCGGUUUAACGCAUGACGGCGACGACAAGUGGACCUUGGCGCUGGAAUCGCAUCGCCGGUUUGCACCCUGUUAUAUGUAAUAUGGUUAGCUUCUUGCAGUCUGACGUCGACAUGGACUGACGAAGUUUCAGCUUACCUCAGUUUAUAUAUUCAACCACGGUCAUUUCGCCGACUACAUCUUUACAAUACCUCACUCAGUAUCUACAUCAACCCACAGUCAUUUAGCUUAUCACUCACCCCUGCGUUGCUGUUCCGGGACCUGUAGCAUUACCUCUUCGCAUUACCUACCACACACUACACCCUUCCGAGUCAUACUUACACAAAUUUCAUACUUCAAUACCUCACUGUUAUGUUUUUUGAUCGAUCAGAGUGUGUG